AGGAGGAGCUAGCGCGUCUCGACCCGCCCCGUCCCGUCCAGUCUGGCCUGGGCGCCGAAGAAACUGCUGUCCUAGCAGCUGCCACCCAACAGCCUGUCCUGGGUGCCCUGAUCCCUGCCCCGCAUCCAGUCAUGACCCUGCGCCCCUCACUUCUCCAGCUCCGUCUGCUGCUGCUGCUGCUGCUGCUCGGUGGGGCAGCGUGCCGGGCUGAGGCCGGGUUCGAAACCGAAAGUCCCGUCCGGACCCUCCAAGUGGAGACCCUGGUGGAGCCCCCCGAACCCUGUGCUGAGCCUGCUGCCUUUGGAGACACGCUUCACAUACACUACACGGGCAGCUUGGUAGACGGCCGCAUCAUUGACACUUCUCUGACCAGAGACCCUCUGGUUAUAGAACUUGGCCAAAAGCAGGUGAUACCAGGUCUGGAGCAGAGCCUUCUGGACAUGUGUGUGGGAGAGAAGCGAAGGGUAAUCAUUCCUUCUGACUUGGCCUAUGGAAAACGGGGAUUUCCGCCAUCUAUCCCAGCGGAUGCAGUGCUGCAUUUUGACGUGGAGCUGAUUGCACUGAUCCGAGCCAACUACUGGCAAAAGCUGGUGAAGGGCAUUUUGCCUCUGGUAGGCAUGGCCAUGGUGCCUGCCCUUCUGGGCCUCAUUGGGUAUCACCUAUACAGAAAGGCCAGCACACCUAAAGUUUCCAAAAAGAAGCUCAAGGAAGAGAAACGAAACAAGAGCAAAAAGAAAUAAUAAAUAAUAAUAAUUUUUAAAAACCUUC
Molecule: messenger RNA, 768 nt
Organism: Vicugna pacos (alpaca)
Lineage: Eukaryota; Metazoa; Chordata; Mammalia; Artiodactyla; Camelidae
Gene: FKBP11
Product: FKBP prolyl isomerase 11
Biological process (GO): protein peptidyl-prolyl isomerization
Cellular component (GO): endoplasmic reticulum
Molecular function (GO): peptidyl-prolyl cis-trans isomerase activity
Source: RefSeq, a predicted model, not a curated record